This is a messenger RNA of Adineta steineri, 1968 nucleotides long. The record is from the annotation of a GenBank genome assembly. NCBI's taxonomy places the organism in Eukaryota, Metazoa, Rotifera, Eurotatoria, Adinetida, Adinetidae.
AUGUCACGAAUAUAUCGAUUGCGUUUAACACAUAAACGAGAAGGAAUACCGAAACUUAUUCAAAAUGAUACUGAACAAAUGUUGUCGAAAGUCACACAUAAAAAUUCUAAUAGAGUAUUAACACCAAAAUCUCUUCCUUCAGUUGAACGUCAACCAAGACAGUAUCAAAAUAACAACAAUAACAAACAAGAGAAAGAAGAAAAUUUCUCAUUAACAUCUGAUCUACGACCAGACAUACAUCAUAUUGUAUUACCAUGUAUUAAAACAGCGAGUACUAGGAAAAUAACAACUCCACCUUCUACUCCAACAUAUACGAAAGAAACAAAUUUUCAUUCAUCUAUACCAUAUUCCAAUAUAUCAUUACGAUCAUCAACUUCAAUAAUAAAACCACAACUACCACCAAUAUUUCUACCAUCAAAACGUCAAUUUCCACAUAAUGGUUCAGUUGAUCGAGAUAUUCUUCGAAGAGCUUAUGAUCGUGCUCUAUCAGAUGCUCGUAGUCGUCUCCUAACUCAUGAUCCAUAUUCAUUAGUACGAACAAAUGCUACAAAUGACGUUAAUGGAAAUCCUGAAGCUAAACGUUUAUUACAUGAACUUAUGAAAGAUUAUAAUAGAAAUGUUUUACCUGUUCCAUCAAUAAAUCAAAGAGUUAAUGUUACAUUAGGUUUAAAAUUAUCACAAUUAUCAGAUAUUGAUGAAAGAAAUCAAAUCAUGACAACAAAUGUUUGGCUUGAACAUGAAUGGACUGAUUAUAAAUUAACAUGGAUACCUAGUCAAUAUGAUGGAAUUGAUGUUGUAGAAAUUCCAUCAUCAGAUAUUUGGGUACCAGAUAUUGUUUUAUAUAAUAAUGCAGAUGGUACAUAUGAAGUGAAUACAAUAACUAAAGCUCAUGUUUUUUGGAAUGGUACAAUUAAAUGGAAUCCUCCUGUUAUAUAUAAAUCUUAUUGUGCUAUUGAUAUUGAAUAUUAUCCAUUUGAUGUACAAAAUUGUACACUGAAAUUUGGUACAUGGUCACAUGAUGGAAAUUUAGUAGAUCUUAAUCAUAAAUCGGGACAAAUUGUUGUUGCUGUUGGAGUAGAUCUUACAGAUUAUUAUCCAUCAAUUGAAUGGGAUAUUCUUUCUGCUGGUGCUGUUCGUCAUGUUGUUUUAUAUGAUUGUUGUCAAGAUGAUCCAUAUUUUGACGUAACAUUUGCAUUACUUAUUCGACGUAAACCACUUUUUUAUACAGUUAAUCUCGUUAUUCCCUGUGUUAACAUUGCAUUUCUUACAAUUCUUGUCUUCUAUUUGCCUAGCGAUUGUGGAGAAAAAUUAACAUUAUCAAUCUCAAUUUUUGUCGCACUUCAAGUUUUUUAUCUUCUCUUAGUUGAUCUUAUACCACCAACAUCUAUAAAACUUUCAUUACUUGGAACAUAUCUACUUUUUACAUUAGUACUUGUUAAUGCUUCUAUAUUUAUAACUAUAAUAACAUUAAAUAUUCAUUGGCGUCAUCCAAAUACACAUCAUAUGCCUGCAUGGGUAAAACGUUGGUUUUUCGAAAUAAUUCCACCACUUAUAUUUAUGUCUAAACCACGUAUCGCUAGUGCUAUAUUACGACCAACUACAAAUACUGAAGAAGAUGAAUCAAUUUUAUUAAAUAAUACUACUACUAGUAGUAAUACUACUAAUUUACAUAAAUUAAAUCGUUAUUUAAAAACAAUAUCAAUCGAUAAAUAUCCACCAACUAUUCAACAAGCGAUAAAAGAUAUUCGAUAUAUAAGUGAAACACAACGUGAAGCACAACAAGAUGAUUUAGAAAGAGAGGGAUGGCGAUUUAUUGCUCUUGUCAUUGAUCGGUGUUGUUUAAUAGUAUUUAUUUUUUUAACUACAAUUGGUUCAUGUCUUACUCUAUUAACGGCUCCGUCCAUGCAUACUAAAGCCGAUCCAAUUGAACGACAAUAUUCACGUCAUUAUAAUACACAUUCAAGUUAA